This is a messenger RNA of Hemiscyllium ocellatum (epaulette shark), 2191 nucleotides long. RefSeq names its product transforming growth factor beta regulator 4 (gene fastkd4). Lineage: Eukaryota; Metazoa; Chordata; Chondrichthyes; Orectolobiformes; Hemiscylliidae. Gene Ontology annotation, biological process: regulation of mitochondrial mRNA stability; mitochondrial RNA processing. The transcript has 11 exons. The record is from RefSeq and is a predicted model, not a curated record. The coding region runs from base 125 to 2023 and encodes 632 amino acids. Gene Ontology annotation, molecular function: RNA binding. Gene Ontology annotation, cellular component: ribonucleoprotein granule; mitochondrial matrix.
GUCACCCUGGCGGUGACCUCUGUACGUCAUCACUACGGUCGGAUGACGAAUGUGAGCAGCCAUGCCGGUCUCGGGGAACUGGGUGUUUGAGAUGUAAAGCACUUAAUGUCACUCAGCGACAAAAAUGGCAGCUAGGCUGAUACAAAGAUGUACACGACACUUAAGUGCUUCAUUCCUCACUGUGUCGACUCCUGCCAUUGUACUAACUGCCUGCAGAUGGACCCCAACAGAACUGUACCAGUCAUCGACGUUACUGGCUGGCAUCCACACAUCUGUUCACCAUCACGUACCUGACUUGACACCUGCCACUGAACACAUUUGCCAGCCAGAGCACAUAAAAGUGGAUGAGCUGAUUGAAUCAGCCUUGAACACAGAAGAGCUCCUGCAGAUUUCCUCAGAACACACAGUUACUGGGAAUCAAGCAGCUGCACUGCUCAUCCGCCUGUGCCGCCACAUAGUGGAGCAGAAGUUGGACACUCAGGAUGUUCUUAGAGACAGUCGCUUCCAGCAUUUGUUGAAUGCUGUUGAUGGCCAGAUUUCGUCAGUGUGGAAUGGGAAUCUGGUAAGCUUGCUACGGAGCCUCUUUGCGAUCAAACUGGAUGCUCAUAACCGUGUCCUAAGGUCUGUUGAAAAUGAGAUUCAUUGGCGGUUGAAGCGUCUGAGCUUGAAGAACCUUGCUUCGUUGGCAGGCUACUACACCAGCUAUGCACAGACAGACGGACAGAAAGUACUGCUUAGUGACAUAAUAAAAAACGUGGAGCUACGCUGGACUGAGAUCACAGAUGCAAAAACUGUAACCACAUUGAUGACAAAGCUUGGACCCCUAUCAAGUGCAUUAAUGGGCAGACUGGAGGAUAAGGGCUUGGAAUUGGCUGAGUUUUUCACUCCUGAUGACACAAGAAAGGUGGCACUGGCUUUGGCGAUGCAGAAUCGGCGCACUAUUCCCUUACUUCGUGCCCUGUCAUAUCAUUUCAUGCAGAAGCACUGUGACCUGAAGACUGGAGUACUGAUCGACAUGGCCUUCGCUUAUGGGAAACUGAAUUUCCAGCAGACACAGGUUUUUCAGCGGUUAGCAGCCGAACUUCUACCCAGGGUACCAGAGUUGAGCCCCAUGGAUGUCAUGCGAUGCACAAAGUCGUUUGCUUACCUGAAGUGGCUCAAUCUGCCUCUGUUUGAGGCUUUAGCACAGUAUGUACUCGAACAUUGUGAAAAUACGACUGAGAUGCAGCUCUGUAACAUCAUCAUGGCCUUUGCUCGUCUCAAUUAUCAACCAACCAUUGGAGAGGCCUUCUAUGCUAAGAUUCAUGAAAAACUAAGCAGUGCCCUCGUGGAGAUGGAGCCAUUCCUGCUGGUUGACUUAGUCUGGUCUCUGUGUAUAUUGCAGCAAGUAAACCAUUUAUACCUCAGUCAAGUACUAGAUCACCAUUUCUUCCAAAGAAUCACAGAAGGAAUCCAGACACAGAAAAGUGAAAACUACAAACUGAAGUUGGUCCAUAUCAAUGCAACAGCCCAACUCGAGUGCUCUGACUAUAAUGGUCCCUAUUUACCAACUCACUGUUUGGACUCGUGGAUCUCAGGAACCAGGAAGAACUUAAGUCCACUCAGCAGUGGUGUGCGUGAGAUGUUGCAAACUGCUGUUGGAGAUCAGACCAAGUGUCGCUGUGGUGUCAACACUACGUAUGGUUGGGUAAUUGAUGGAGAAGUUGUGCUUGAUUCUGAGAAUAAGCCUCUUGUUGUGCAGGAAUACACUUCUCCACAUGGACCACAGUCAGAGGGGUCAAAACCUCUUCCCUUUGGAGCCAAGAGAUUGGCAUUUGUGGCUCGAGAAUUCCCAAACUACAACUCACGGAGUCGGGACCUACUUGGGCGUUUCGCUAUGGCCCGUCGGCAUUUGCUAGCUGCUGGAUUCUUGGUUGUAGAUGUUCCAUACUAUGAUUGGCUGGAGUUGAAAUCUGACUGGCAGAAGGUUGCAUACCUAAAGGACAAGAUGGGUAAAGCCAUUGCUGAGGACAUGGUACAAUGAAGUGCAGAGACCUCCACCACAAUGCUGUGAUUCAGAAACCGGCUCUGAAGCCAAAAUAUUCCUGUUGAAAUUCAUGCGACAAAAAAAAAAUUCAGUGGAGUUGGAACUUGGAGAGAUUUGUACUGUACAGACAUAUUUUAAAUUAAAAAAGUAUUCAGUUCACAACAA